This is a messenger RNA of Phyllostomus discolor (pale spear-nosed bat), 6725 nucleotides long. It is a transcript of the gene TOGARAM1, whose product is annotated as TOG array regulator of axonemal microtubules 1. Gene Ontology annotation, biological process: microtubule cytoskeleton organization. Gene Ontology annotation, molecular function: microtubule binding. Gene Ontology annotation, cellular component: cytoplasmic microtubule; cilium. The record is from RefSeq and is a predicted model, not a curated record. NCBI's taxonomy places the organism in Eukaryota, Metazoa, Chordata, Mammalia, Chiroptera, Phyllostomidae.
CUGCUACACUCCCGACGUUUUCACUUCCUUUUCCAGGAGACUUCGACUUAGUUUUAACGCCUGAUGUGAACUACAUGACCCAGCGGUCACCACGGCAGGUUGAUUUCCGGGCCAAGAGGUCCGCGCUGGAUACAUCACCAUGGAAGCAAUGGGUUUGGUCACGUGGUACCCCUGGUUACGGGUGGUAGCCGCGGGGUCGGGGGCUUAGGCAGGGGCCAUUUUGCCUAAGGCUUCCGAAGUUGGGGGCGGCCGGGCACCUGGCUGAAGCUGCUGCUUUUCCUCCUUUGCAGCUUGGGACUUGGAGAGGGACAAGAAGGUUGGGCUCCAUCAAGCGCUUUGGAGACGAUGGUUCCCUCCAGCCUCCACCUCCUAACGACCCUUCAUGGCGGCUGCGCCCUCCGCGCUGCUCCUGCUGCAUCCCCUUCCACCCCAAUGUUCCUAUCACCCUCAGAGCCGCAGUCUUCCUUCCGCUCCAGAGACUGAUGUAAGUCGAGGUGGGGGCACCAUGAGAGACGGGAAAAAUUACUGCUGCCCCGGAGCUUCAGGAGACCAUAGUUCCUGUCCUCCUACACCUUCGCCUCUGGCCUCAACCCUUUUGAUGCCCGCAGAGGCAAUCUCAAGUAGUUGGAAUGGGUCUGGAGGUAGUUUGUCAGGGGGAGAUGAAGAGGAAAGUCGGCUCCUUCAACUCUUCCGGACCGCGCCGGAUCCUUCUGAGGCCUUCCAGGCUUUGCAGGCUGUUUUGCCGCGGCGGGGUGGUCGGCUUGGCUUCCCCAGACGGAAGGAAGCCUUGUAUCGAGCCCUGGGUCGAGUGCUUGUAGAAGGAGAUAAUGAUGAGAAACGACUUUGCUUGCAACUCCUCUCGGACGUUCUUCGGGGUCAGGGGGAGGCAGGCCAACUAGAAGAGGCCUUUAGCUUAGCACUUCUGCCUCAAUUGGUUGUCUCUUUACGGGAAGAGAAUCCAGCCCUGCGGAAAGAUGCGUUGCAGAUCUUACACAUAUGUCUGAAACGUAGUGCUGGACAGGUGCUGAGAACACUUAUACAGCAAGGAUUGGAAAGUACUGAUGCCCGGCUUAGAGCUUCCACAGCGCUCCUGUUCCCUAUCUUGCUUACUACUGAGGAUUUGUUGCUCGGCCUAGAUCUUACUGAGGUGAUAAUAUCCUUGGCCCGAAAGCUUGGCGAUCAGGAGAUAGAAGAAGAAUCUGAGACAGCUUUCUGUGCACUUCAACAAAUUGGGGAGCGACUUGGCCAAGAGAAGUUUCAGUCCUAUAUCUCUCGCCUGCCGUCUGCCUUGAGGAGACACUACAAUCGCCGCCUGGAGUCCCAGUUUGGCAGUCAGGUUCCCUAUUAUUUGGAACUUGAAGCCUGUGGUUUUCCUGAAGAUCCCCUUCCCUGUGCAGUGACCACUUCCAACAGCAAUUUUAAAUUUGGAAUUAUUCCUCAGGAGCUUCAUUCAAGAUUGUUAGAUCAGGAAGACUAUAAGAACCGGACUCAGGCUGUUGAGGAAUUAAAACAGGUGAUGGGACGAUUUAACGUUAGUUCUACCCCACAUUCUAGCCUUGUCAGUUUUAUUAGCUUGCUCUAUAAUUUGUUAGACGAUUCUAACUUCAGAGUGGUCCAUGGCACACUUCAGGUUCUGCAUUUAUUGGUUAUUCGCCUUGGAGAGCAGGUACAACACUUCUUGGGACCAGUUAUAGCAGCUUCUGUCAAAGUGCUGGCAGACAACAAGUUGGUGAUCAAACAAGAGUACAUGAAAAUCUUCCUCAAGCUAAUGAAGGAAGUAGGUCCUCAACAGGUGCUUUGUUUACUCCUUGAACAUCUCAAACAUAAGCAUUCCAGAGUGAGGGAGGAGGUGGUGAAUAUUUGCAUUUGCUCCCUCUUGACUUAUCCCAGUGAGGAUUUUGACUUACCCAAACUGUCUUUUGAUCUUGCCCCAGCUCUAGUAGAUAGCAAACGCAGGGUUCGCCAAGCAGCUCUCGAAGCCUUUGCUGUGUUGGCAUCAUCAAUGGGCUCAGGUAAAACCAGCACUCUUUUCAAAGCUGUGGAUGCUGUUGAACUACAAGAUAAUGGAGAUGGAGUGAUGAAUGCUGUGCAAGCCAGAUUGGCUAGGAAAACCCUCCCAAGGUUAACAGAACAGGGAUUUGUAGAGUAUGCGAUACUCAUGCCAUCAUCUGCCCAGGGUAGGUCAAGCCAUUUGGCACAUGGAGCAGAUACAGACUGGCUUUUGGCUGGUAACAGAACUCAGAGUGCGUACUGUCACUGUGGUGACCACACAAGGGAUAGCAUGCAAAUUUAUGGAUCUUACAGUCCAACUGUUUGUACCCGAAGGGUUUUAAGUGCAGGAAAAGGAAAAAAUAAAUUACCGUGGGAAAAUGAGCAGCCUGGAGUCAUGGGCGAAAACCAGACCUCCAAUUCCAAGGAGACAGAACAGUUUUCAGCAUAUGAUUUCAUCCCAUCUUCAAAAUUAAAGCCCUCCCAAGGAAUGCCAGACAGUGAUGAUUUAUGUUUUAGCAGAAAAAGAGUAUCAAGAAAUUUAUUUCAAAACAGUCGGGAUUUUAACUCAGAUUCACUUCCUGUAUGUGCUGCUGGCACUACUGGAGCGCAUCAAACAAAUCUUUCUGAGAAAUGUGGACAGCUUGGAUUUUCACAGAUACGUGAAACUGGAAGUGUGGAUUCUGAUUUACAGUACCUGGGGACAGCUAACAGUCAUCAAGAUAAAGUGUAUCCUAGCCUAAAUUUUGGCAGUAAGACACAGCAAACAUUUGGUAGUCAAACAGAACGUACUUCAUCAUACUCUGGCCCAAAUCCAAGUCCAGGAGCCUACAUCCUUCCAUCCUAUCCUUUCUCAUCACCUCGAACCAGCCCAAAACACACAUCUCUUACUGUAUCUCCAAAGAAGUCUCAGGAUAAUUCUGUUAAUUUCUCAAAUUCCUGGCCUCUUAGCUUUGAAGGAAUAUCAAAACCAAGUCCUCAGAAAAAGGUUGUCAGCCAAAAAUCAUCUGGCCCCACAGGAAGAAAUGAUGGAGAAAAUUCUCAAGACAAACCUUCUCCAGUUCAACUUACACCUGCUUUGGUGAGAUCACCAUCCUCCCGACGGGGCCUGAAUGGGACUAAGCCUGUCCCUCCCAUACCAAGGGGAAUCAGCCUUUUGCCUGAUAAAGCCAAUUUAAGUACAGUGGGACCCAAAAAGAAAGAGUCUGAUGAUAUUUGGAAGAAUGAGAAAGAUAGUCUUAAGAUUGAUCUUUCAGAAUUAAAUAUCAAGGAUAAAGAUUUGGAUCAAGAAGAGAUGCAGAGCUCUCUUAGGUCCCUUCGUAACAGUGCAGCUAAGAAAAGAGCAAAACUGAGUGGCAGUACUUCUGAUCUUGAAAGCCCUGAUUCUGCAAUUAAGCUCGACUUGACUGUGGAUUCUCCAUCUCGGUCUUCCUCUCCAAACAUCAGCUCUUACAGUGAAAGUGGAGUUUAUAGCCAAGAAUCAUUGACUUCUUCUCUGUCUACUACUCCCCAGGGAAAGAGAAUAAUGUCAGAUGUAUUUCCAACAUUUGGAUCAAAACCUUGUGUAACAAGACUUUCUUCUGCAAAGAAUAAAAUCUUCCAGAUAGCUGAACAAAGCCCCUCUAUAGGGAUUGCAACAACCAAUGUAAGCAUAAUUGGUCAGCGUAUGAACUCGGGGUUUGGAUGUGGUGAUUUUGAAGAUAAUAGGCCAUAUGACAUUUCAUCUAGUGUUUUAAAAAUACAAAAUAAGGAACACCCAAGACAUAAGCAUACAAAAGGAUUUACAGGGUCAUCAUCAAAUUUACAACAAAUUUCCAGUUCUGACAUCACAUCUACAAAUACCUUAUCAGAAGAUUCAGUAGUAGUUGUUGGAAAAGGUGUAUUUGGAAGUCCAAAUUCAGCACCAGCAACCUGCAGCCAAUCAGUGAUAUCUUCUGUGGAAAAUGGGGAUAAAUUUUCAGUUAAACAAAAUAUUGAACCACCAUCAGGGAUUUAUGGAAGAGCAGUUCAACAGAGUAUUCCAUCGUAUCUUGAUGUUGAGAAUGAAAAAGAUAUCAAAAUCUCCGUUUCAAAAUCUACUUUUGACAAGAUAAAACAAAAAAGAAGAGAGGAAAAAAAAGAACCUUUUGACAUUAAAGAUUGUGAAAAGAAGGAACAGAAUCCUGGGGGACAAAUGAAACAUAUAGGAACUGAGAAAAUGGCAUCUGAAAGUGAAGCAUCUCCUGCAGCCAUUCCACAGUAUAAAGAAAGGAUGCCUUCUGUCACUCAUAGUCCAGAAAUAAUGGAUUCGUCAGACCUACGACCAUUUUCCAAACCAGAAAUAGCACUGAUAGAAGCCCUGAAGCUUUUGGCUGAUGAGGAUUGGGAGAAGAAAAUUGAGGGACUGAAUUUUAUUAGAUGCUUAGCUGCUUUCCAUCUAAUAUUGAACACAAAGUUGCAUGAAACAAAUUUUGCAGUAGUUCAAGAGGUGAAAAAUUUACGCUCUGGAGUUUCUCGAGCUGCUGUGGUGUGUUUAAGUGAUCUUUUCACUUAUCUGAAAAAGAGCAUGGAUCAAGAACUAGAUACUACAGUGAAAGUUUUGUUGCAUAAGGCAGGAGAAUCAAACAUUAUAAGAGAAGAUGUUGACAAAGCCUUGAAAGCUAUGGUCAGUAAUGUAACUCCUGCACGUGCAAUUGUUUCUAUCAAUGGAGGACAAAGCCAUUUACACACUGCAGUAAGAAGAUGUACAGCACAGCACCUAUCAGAUGCAUUGGAAUUUAUGGAACUGGAGCAUAUUUUAUCUGGAACAAAAGAUAUGGCUGAUCGUAUAUUACCAGCUGCUGCUAAGUUUGCUCAAGACAGCUCACAAGAAACCAGGUAUUAUGGUCGAAAGAUGCUUUUCCUCAUGAUGUAUCAUCCUAACUUUGAUAAAAUGCUGGAAAAGUAUGUCCCAUCUAAAGAUUUGCCAUAUAUUAAGGAAUCUGUUAAGAGCUUACGACACAAGGGUUUGGGUGAUUUACCACUAGAUACCCCUUCAGCAAAAGGAAGACGAUCUCAUACUGGUGGUGUUGGAAAUACAAGGUCAUCAUCUGUUUCUAGAGAUGUUUUCAAUUCAGCCGAAAGAGAGGUAACUGAAAUUCGUGAAGUCACCAGAAAAUCAUUUCCUCAUAAUUCCUUAGAAAGUGCUGAGUAUGUCAAAGUCAUAACAGGUUUAUUAAGCAAAGACUUUCGUGAUCGUAUUAAUGGGAUUAAGCAACUUUUAUCAGAUACUGAAAAUAAUCAAGAGCUUGUUGUUGGAAACAUUGUAAAGAUUUUUGAUGCUUUUAAAUCUCGACUUCAUGAUUCUAAUAGCAAAGUAAAUCUGGUUGCUUUGGAAACAAUGCACAAAAUGAUUCCUUUACUUAGAGACAACUUAUCUCCUAUAAUCAACAUGCUAAUUCCAGCAAUAGUUGAUAACAAUCUGAAUUCCAAGAAUCCAGGCAUCUAUGCUGCUGCCACAAAUGUUGUUCAGGCACUGAGUCAGCAUGUAGAUAAUUACUUGCUUCUGCAGCCAUUUUGCACAAAAGCUCAGUUUUUAAAUGGAAAAGCAAAACAGGAUAUGACCGAAAAGCUUGCUGAUAUUGUUAUGGAACUCUAUCAAAGAAAGCCCCAUGCGACAGAACAGAAAGUGUUGGUUGUUUUAUGGCAUCUCUUAGGGAACAUGACAAAUAGUGGCUCUCUGCCUGGAGCUGGAGGAAAUAUACGAAUAGCCACAGCUAAAUUAUCAAAAGCACUUUUUACACAGAUGGGCCAGAAUCUGUUAAAUCAGGCUGCAUCUCAACCACCACAUAUUAAAAAGAGUUUAGAGGAAUUGCUUAAUAUGACAAUUUGAAAUGAAUUAUGAAUCUUUUAUGAAAUACGGUAUGAUGAACAGAACUGUUUACAUGAUGACAAAUGGAACAUUUAAAGUUACAUUUUCAGUGCCUGUACUUCUCAUUUAGUAAGUUAAAUUAAUGGCUAUUUUUAUUUGUAGCCUGUAAGUAUACAUCUAUAUCAAACGUACCACUUGUCCCAUCAAACAAAAACCUAAAAUAAUUAAUAUACCUUAAUACUCAUAAAAUCUGAGUCACAGGAAGUGAAUCCAAUUUUAGUAUUUUUGAGUAAACUCCUGCUCAUUUGCACUGUUCUAUAGAAGUCACAAUUUGUUGCCCUGUAUGUACAAUAAGAUUUGUAAUUAAAAAAUAUACUUUUUUAUUGUGUAAUCAUGUUCUUCUAUGUCUCAUUACUCAACCUUAUUUUAUGAAGUGGAAGAAAAGUCAUUGAAUUAUGUUAUAUCACAAAGUUUUGUGUGCUAUUUGAAAAGUAUGUAUUUCUCAUAUCAGUCUGCUAAUAUGAUUGUGCAGUAUUAGCUUGCUGUUGAUGUUUUGUGUUGAUGUGAAACAUUUGCUUACCGCUUGGGUUUAAUCAUCUACAUAAUUGUGAAGCUUAACUAAUUAUAAUAAAGCAUGGUGACCAAAGUUUUAGAAAACAUUUAAACAUUUUAAAAAUGCACAUUAAAGAAAAUGUAUUGAAUGUAACUUCCCUGUUUUGGGGGCAAACACUAAAUUUUAUUUCUAUAUGUCCUGACAUUUAUAAAGGUGUUAUUUUGCUGCCCAGUUGUGUAAUUCUCAAAAAUAGUGCCAGGUCUUCUAUAGCUUUUCUCAGAAUUCUUGGGCUAUAAGUACUGUAUGCAUCUUAAAGAAAAGGAAUGUUAUAAAAUAAAAGGAUUUAUUUCUGUA